AAUGACUUUAAAAACAUAACCUCACUUUCACAAAUCACAACACGUGUGUUUUGAUUUUCAUUCUCUGAGAAAUUCUAUAAAAUUUCCCAGGAAAAUCAUGGAGAAAUAUGCCGUUUCAAACAAAUUGCCUGCAAAACAAAUUUCCAUCCUUGCACGACGUCGUGCAAGGAUAUCAAAGGACAAAAAUCUUGCAAAACUCCGUCAGGAUACCCGGAGAAAAAUCAUGCAGAAGAAACCAUGGAAUUUCAAGAAGCCCGAAGCAUUCAUCAUGCAGUACAUAAGGGCAGAGAGAGAUCAUAAGCGUAUUGAGAGGAGAUUUCUUCAUUCCAAACGCUUUGAGGUGGAACUUCCGGAAGCAAACAACGUCAUCUUGAUCAUGAGACACCGUACAAGGCAAACAGCAUCCAAGCAUCUUGAGAAAUUAAUGCAGAAUAUCCACUUAGAAACCCUCCACACUGCAGUCCUGGCGAAAGCCAAUGACCCCAAAUUGGGAGCAAUUCUAGCCAUAAUCGAGCCUUACGUCAUCUGGGGCACUCCUACCAUUCACACAGUAAGAAAUCUGAUAUUCAAAAAGGGAAAAUUGCUGGUCAAUGGAAAACUGGAGGAUAUCCAGUCCAAUACGAUGAUUGAGGAGGCUCUUGGGGAUUCAGGAAUCAUUUGCACGGAGGACAUAAUCCACGAAUUAUUCACUGCAGGAGAGAAUUUUGACAGGAUCAAUGCGAUUCUGAAACCCUUCCAUCUGAAAGCCCCUCGAGAUGGAUGGAAGAAAAAGCUUAAUAAAAGUUAUCAAAAUGGAGGAGAAUAUGGAAAUCGAGGAAAUGCUAUUAAUGAAUUAAUUGAUCAAUGUUUGUAAGGUUUAAUAAAAAAAAAAUCGUCAAUAUAAA
Messenger RNA from Phlebotomus papatasi, 884 nucleotides. RefSeq names its product 60S ribosomal protein L7 (gene RpL7-like). Gene Ontology annotation, cellular component: cytosolic large ribosomal subunit. Gene Ontology annotation, biological process: maturation of LSU-rRNA from tricistronic rRNA transcript (SSU-rRNA, 5.8S rRNA, LSU-rRNA). Gene Ontology annotation, molecular function: RNA binding; structural constituent of ribosome. The record is from RefSeq and is a predicted model, not a curated record. The transcript is spliced from 3 exons. Lineage: Eukaryota; Metazoa; Arthropoda; Insecta; Diptera; Psychodidae. Bases 98 to 853 code for a protein of 251 amino acids.